Molecule: messenger RNA, 3061 nt
Organism: Scomber japonicus (chub mackerel)
Lineage: Eukaryota; Metazoa; Chordata; Actinopteri; Scombriformes; Scombridae
Gene: sema4e
Product: semaphorin 4e
Exons: 14
Coding region: 186-2528 (780 amino acids)
Biological process (GO): semaphorin-plexin signaling pathway; negative chemotaxis; axon guidance
Molecular function (GO): semaphorin receptor binding; chemorepellent activity
Source: RefSeq, a predicted model, not a curated record
UCGGUCUGUGCCAUCCAUCUCAUCAUGGACAGCCUGCUGAGCGGGGCCAGUAAAGGGGCCAGUGCCCUUCAGUUAGUAAAGACCUCAUCGCGUCAUAGAAGCCACUCGCUGCCUUUACCCCUGUGCGACUGACUGUUACAGAAACAAUAAAGCUUAAAUUCCUCUUAGACUCAAACAAAAGAGCCAUGCAUCCGCUGCUGUCCCUCAGUGUCUUUUGGCUGCUGCCCCUGGCCUUGACACUGGACGAAGACUCACCGUUGGACUGCGUCCCACGCAGAACUGUGCCCUAUCAUAGGGAUAACGCACACUUGUUUCAUGAGGAGGGUGUGUUCAACUACUCGACCAUGCUGCUGAGAGAGGACCUGGGUCUGCUAGUGCUGGGGGCCAGGGAGGCAGUGUAUGCUCUGGACCUAAACGAUGUCUCCAAGAAACUUGCUUCGGUCAAAUGGGAAGUGACAGACAAACAAAUCACUGAUUGUAAAAACAAAGGGAAAGAUCCUGAGACGGAGUGUAAAAACUAUAUCAGAACCCUGCAUAAGAUGGAUGAUAACAGGAUGUAUGUGUGUGGAACCAAUGCUUUUGAUCCAGAGUGUGACUACAUGUCAUACGUGGAUGGAAAUCUGACUCUGGAGAAAAAAAUAGAGGAUGGGAAAGGGAAGUGUCCAUUUGAUCCUUUCCAGAGAUAUGCCUCUGUCAUGGUUGAUGACAGUCUGUACUCGGCCACGUCAAUGAAUUUCCUGGGCUCUGAACCCGUCCUGAUGCGCAGCUCUGAUAGCUCCAUACGUUCUGAGUUCAAAAGUUCCUGGCUCAAUGAGCCCAACUUUGUUUCCAUGGCUCAGAUGCCAGAGAGUGAGAACAGUUAUCAGGGAGAUGAUGACAAGGUUUACCUGUUCUUCAGUGAGACAGCUGUGGAGUGCGACUGUUACAACAAACUGGUGGUCUCCCGUGUGGCCCGUGUCUGCAAGGGAGAUGUCGGAGGUCUGAGGACUUUACAGAAGAAAUGGACAUCCUUCCUGAAGGCCAGGAUGGACUGCCCAGUGCUGGAGUCCCAGCUUCCCUACAUUAUCCAGGACACUUACCGCUGGUGUGACCCCCAGCAGCCCUGGAAGGACUGUUUGUUCUUUGCCAUCUUCACACCACAGUCGGACACAUCAGGCCUGUCGGCAGUGUGUGUGUACCGCGUGUCUGACAUCAGCAGAGUGUUUGCGGAGGGCAAGUAUAAGUCUCCAGUCUCCGUAGAAACCUCUUUUGUUAAGUGGGUGAUGUAUAGCGGAGAAGUCCCCGUCCCUCGGCCCGGAGCUUGUAUAGACAAUGCAGCUCGUAAAGACGGCAUAAAAGUGUCUCUGGACCUCCCAGACCGGACCCUUCAAUUUAUCAAAGAUAAGCCCCUCAUGGACCAUGUCAUCCAGCCAAUAGGACAGAAGCCCUUACUAGUGCGAAGGGGAGCUACAUUUACAUGCAUCAUAGUCAACCAAGCACAGGCGGCAGAUGGAAACAAGUACCACGUGAUGUUCAUAGGCACAGAGGAAGGCACCAUUCUGAAAGCUGUUAACUAUGAUGGAGAAAUGUUCAUCAUAGAAGAAGUACAACUCUUCAAGCCCCCAGAGCCAAUCAAGAUUCUGAAAUUUUCCAACGUCACGGGUCAGCUCUAUGCAGGCUCAGACUACGGAGCAGUGCAGAUACCACUAGCCACCUGUGGGAGAUCCCUUUCCUGUAUGGACUGUGUUUUAGCCAGGGACCCAUACUGUGGCUGGGACAAAGUUGCUGGAAAAUGUGUCACCCUUUCUAAUGCACAAAGUGAACUUAUCCAAAGUGUAAAAGAUGGAAAUGCCACUCUCUGCCCAGGAGCUGACCCUGUGAAACCUGUGAAUCAGAACAUCUGGCCAGGUGGCAACCUGAAGCUCCGUUGUCCUUCGCCCUCCAACUUGGCAAAUAUCAGAUGGCAGCAGGACGACCACCCUCUCACCUUUUCACCUCGCCUUCUGCGUCAACCGGAUGGACUGCUCAUCCUCAACGCCUCAAAAUCCAAUACUGGUUAUUACCGGUGCAUAUCUGUGGAACGCUCCAAAGUCGCUGAGUACACAACCACUGUUGCAGAGUACCAGGUCAAAGUAGACCCAGAUGCUGGCAACGGUGGACACAUAUUUGGUCCCCAGGCUCAGAGGGGUGGCCCCUCUGUGGCUGGACUGCAGGCUGUAGUGGGGCUGCUAGUGGUUUCUCUUCUUGCUCUUUUGGCCUGGAACUUUUACAAAGGCCACCUACCUCUGCCCUGGGGAUGCAGAAACAAGAAUAGAGAGCAAUCCCAGCAGUCCCGUGAGCAGGGGCAUCUCAACGCCACUGUGACCCAACAAGAUGCACUGAGGCCUGCAUUAGCAGAGGACAAACCACUGGUGUCUGGAGCAGGCACGGGCAGCCCUAAUAACAACCACACCGAUGGAGAGGUGGGAUUCAGUGCCGCAGAGGGGGAGAACGCCCCAGAAGUAUCCCUACCGUCUCUGCAGUUUAUAGAUGAUGAGUCAGAAAUUUGAAAAUGACCAGUACAUUAUGAUCCUCACAGCAAGAAUCUCCCAAACUGUUUGUUUCCAGGCAAAUGGACUGGAUUCAUCAAUUCUAGUGAGAAUUGAAAUCUCAAUUUAUGUGGCAUUCACUAAGUUUGAGUAUAAAAAUAUUCAAAGUGGUUUGGAGUUUGUUUUGAGAGACUAUACAUUGUUGAGACUGAAUACACCAAAACAUCCUAUAAUUAGUUUUAUUUUGAAACAGAUGGAGAGACUCUUUAAUUCCUGCUUUACAUUUUCAUGUCUUUUUUAUUACAAUUGUAGGUGCAUUUUGUAAAAUGUGUUUAAAGGAAAAAUGUUUGCUAUUAAAUUUAGAUUUAUAUUUUACAGAGACUGGUAUGAUAUUCACAGGGAAUGUAAUUUAAAAUUGAGCCAUUUCAUCUCUAACCACUAGUAGCAAAGAUUUUAGUUUUAUAGUAUUAAAACUUUUCUACCUGGUCCUUGUGUUGUUCCAAUGUAUCCAAAUACAGCAGCCAAGAUUUACUAGUGUUCAGCAAGACCAGACU